Molecule: messenger RNA, 1213 nt
Organism: Anopheles gambiae (African malaria mosquito)
Lineage: Eukaryota; Metazoa; Arthropoda; Insecta; Diptera; Culicidae
Exons: 6
Coding region: 1-1176 (391 amino acids)
Biological process (GO): cell-matrix adhesion
Cellular component (GO): basement membrane
Source: RefSeq, a predicted model, not a curated record
AUGAUGACACCAGCAAGAAUCAAGUCGUGGACAUUUCAAGCUUUUGUAGCAACUUUAGUGCUGAUAGGACCUAUCAUCUCAGCGCAGAAAGUGCCCAACUGUGCCAGUACACUCGGAUGUUUCUCGUUUCCCGCGAUCACUUCCUGUCCCAGUCCGGACGAGUUCUGGUCACCGACGGCCGUCCUCGGUGGCUGUUGUCCGGGCUGUGUUCGAGGUCUUGCCCUUGGGACACCGUGCGGCACUAGUACGACGACCGAAACAACCACCGAUGCAACUGAAACACCGGCCACCUGUGCACCCGGGCUAGUCUGUGGUGUUGGUAGUGUUUGCCGGCUGAAUACGGGCGACUGUUUAGCGACGCAUCACGUCCCCGAUAGCAUCCAGUGGGUUCCGCAGUGCGAUAGCCGGGGCCGGUACGCACCCAAACAAUGCCGGGGCGACCAAAUCAACGGCCGCUGCUUCUGCUAUUCCGCCGAGGGCAAACGCAUCUUUGGCUGGAGCUGGCGUAAUCGGGCGCAGCGCAUGACCUGCGCCUGCAGCCGACGACGCGCCGACCUGGAAGCGGAAGGAAGGUUUGACGUGACGCUGCACUGCACACCGGAUGGCAACUACGAGCAGCUGCAGUGCGACCAGGGUGUCUGUUGGUGUGCCGAUUCGGAAACUGGAACGCAAACCGCCGGAACUCGGGCCGUCCCGGAGGAGCUGUGGAGUUUGCUCCCGUGCUAUAACGAAACACUUCAUGGCGUACAGUAUCUGAGGCGUUGCGAAAGUGUUGCAUUCUCGCAGAUACUUCAGCGCAAACAAUUCAUCAUCCGCGGGCACAGGGACGUAACGUUCACCGAUACACUGUGCGAGUACGAUGGCAGCCAUGGUCGGUACAUCAUCGAGGGGCAAGAAGCUGCAUGCACGUGGCAUGACGGGACGAAGCUUAAUCCUUAUAAAACUUCGCUCCGAACACUGUCGGCGAUGAACUGUAAUUGCGCACGCGACGAAAAGCUUUUCAUGCUGGCGGGCCGGGAAAUGGCACUGGCCUGCGAGGGCAACGGGAACUAUGUGCCGCUACAGUCCCGCAACGGGGAGCUGUUCUGCGUCGACCCGGACGGGUACGUGGUGGCCGAGAACGUGUCGGAACAGACCAACUGUGAGCAGUACAUUUUCGGGGCAAGCCUGAUGUGAUCGAAUUAGGAAAAUAAACUGUAUAAGCUUAGUAUAA